This is a messenger RNA of Peronospora farinosa, 363 nucleotides long. The record is from the annotation of a GenBank genome assembly. NCBI's taxonomy places the organism in Eukaryota, Oomycota, Peronosporomycetes, Peronosporales, Peronosporaceae.
AUGUGCUUGGAAAUGGGACCCACGAUCCGUCGUGCAUUUGGCAUCUUGGUGAUUGCCAAGAUGCACGACGCUGAUAUUGUCCAUGGUGACCUGACGACGUCUAACAUGAUGCAGAGCAAUGACGUUGCAACGGAUGUGACGAUGAUCGACUUUGGCUUGGCUAAUUCGCAACCGCUGCCGGAGGACAAGGCCGUCGAUCUUUAUGUCAUGGAGCGCGCGUUUGCUAGCACACAUGUCAACUCGGAGCUCUUGGUAGAAGAGGUGCUGCGUGCGUACCGCGCGACUUCCCGUCGCUCUGACUCAAUUUUUCAGAAGCUUUCUCAAGUUCGUAUGCGAGGCCGCAAGCGCACCAUGGUCGGAUAG